AUGGAUAUGGUCGGCGGCAGUGCCCAGAGCGCCGUGGACUCGCUCCUCGGCCGCCUCUCGUCGGUGUUGGUGGAGGAGGCGCAGCUGCUGCGCAACGUGCACGGCGACAUGCAGUUCAUCAAGCGCGAGAUGGAGAGCAUGAACGGCUUCCUCCAGGACGCGACCGACGACGGCCACGGCGGCGGCGGCGUCAGCAACCAGGUCCGGGCGUGGAGGAGGCAGGUCCACGAGCUCGCCUUCGACUCCCAGAGCUGCGUCGACCGCUACGUCCACACGUUCGGCGCGAGCCACCCCGCCGCGGGGGCCGGCCUGCUCGCAUCCUUCGGCCGGGUGCCGGAGCUGGUGCGGACGCUGCCCACCCGCCACCGCAUCGCGACGGAGAUCCGGGAGCUCAAGGACCGGGCGCUCGAGGUGGGCGAGCGCCGCCAGAGGUACGGCGUCGUUACGCCGGUGCCCAAGGUGGUGGAAGCCAGCAGCACUGCGGUGGCUCGUCGGCGUGCUGCCAUCGCCAACCAGGAGGCCGAGGACGCGCGGAAGCGCGCCGCCCUGGACAGCGCCCGCGCGCUGUUCGACGACGACGAGCGUGCCAAGGAGCUGGUGGCGUGGAUGAUGGGGGCGCCUCCGGCCGUUCCACGCGGCAGGCUCCGGCGGAACCAGCUUGUUACCGCCGGCCAGCUGAUAAAGAAGCUGUUCACCGGCGGUGGCGGGUCCAACGACGCCUACGAUCUGAUGAUGGAGGUGAUGAAGCUGGUCCGGGGACUCUCCGACAGCGACAACCCGGAGAACGUGGUGGAGGGCGCAGGCUACCUCAGGGAAGCUAUGCAGGAGGUGGACAAGCAGGAAGUGAAGGUGAUGGCGAGCUGGCUGCUGGACAUGCUGCUGGGCCGUGCUGACAUGCCUCAGGAGAAAGACAAGGAUAGAGCUGGUGUUGGACAGGAGCUGUUAGCGGAUGUGGUCAGGGCAGUGCAUGCUCCAAUCGAGAAGUUCUUAGAGCACACCGAAGCAUUGGCAAACCUUUCAUUUUCAUGGAGUGAUCCGAUCAAGCCUAUAAAUGACUUGAGGGAUGCUAUACAUGACCUGAUGGAUGUGUUCAUCGCGCUGAGAGGGCCAAUACUGAGGUUCUUAGGCAUUUCCAAGCAGGAGGAGAAAGAGAAGGAGAAGGAUGGCGAUGGCUCGUCGUCGUCGGCUCGAUCUCGACGACAUGGCAGCGCAGGUCUAGCUGCAAAUGAGAACCUGCUGGAGAUGAUGAAGAAUGCAAAAGAGCCGAUGGAGGUGGCCAGGGCUGAGGCGAGGUACGUCGUGGCACGCUUCUUCUGGCUGUGCCACGUGUUGUACCUCUCGAAGAGACAAGAUAAGCCGGUACCCAAAGUCAUCGCCAUUGUAACACCGCCUGUUGAGGAAACGAGCGGUGGUGACGAUGGGCCAGAGGAGGUACCUGAAGACACUCAUGCCACAGAGCUCGCAAGGAAGGUCUACAACCAUCCAAGCGCGAGCAACUAUUUCAGCACCAAGGUGUGGGUGGACGCCAAGCAAAACCCGGAUCUCAAGGACAUGCUCUUCGGUGAUCAUCAAGAUGUGAAGCCGACGACGGACUGGAGCGAGGAGAAGCUGAAGGCCGAGAUCGCAAAUUGUCUCAAGGGCAAAAGGUUCUUGAUCGUGCUCGCCGAUGCCGAGGACGACAACUCAUGGCAGGACAUAACCUCUGGGCUGCCGGACCACGGCGACAGUGCCGUCAUUAUAACCCCAAGGAUAAGGUACCUGGCCCAGUUUCAUGGGUGGUACACGGCUAGCUGGUUCUUCCUGGUCACAGGUGCCUCCUCCCGGUACAAUGUACACUUCUGCUCCAACCUUGUUGGCAUUGGCAAGCUGGCCGCUCAGCUGGUCGGCAGUGACCAGCUUCCGGCCGAUAUCAGUGCAAUCCUCAAGAAAUGCCUCUGGGACUCCUUCGCCACCAAGAUGUUCCUCCAUGCCCUGUAUGUCAACCCCAAUCGAAGUGAUGGCGAACUGGAGAGGUUGAUGUUUGGCCUGAGGUAUGCUAGCAGUGUGAGCAAUGCCAGGCGCAUGGUACAGUUCUGCUACGAUGACCUGCCAAGGCAGUUCCAGAGCUGCCUCCUGAACCUAUCCAUUUUUCCUCGAGAAGACGAAGAAGGCAAAGGCGAGAGGAUAAUGAAGCUCAAGAGGACAAGCCUAGUCCGGCGGUGGGCGGCUGAAAACUUCGUCAGUGGCAGAGAUGGGCUGGCUGCCGUGGAUGAAGCCGACCGCUGCUUCGACGCGCUCGUCGCUCGAGGCCUCCUUGAUCCUGCCGACAUUGGGCCGGCGGGCAAAGUCAAGACCUGCACCCUGGAUCCCCGUGUCCUCUCCUUCAUCACCAAGAUGGCCAGCAGCGAUGCUAUCAUCACCGACGGCAGGGAUCUCCCACCCAACAUGGCUCACCACCUUUCCACCAGCAGUGUAGUCCUGCAACGACUGAUGGAGGACCAGUCUGCUGCCAAUUCCAACACCUGCUUCGGCAUGAUCCAUGGCCGCCGCCGACGCCGACACACUACUAGUCGCCCGUCGGCCGCUGACGCCGGAGACGAUGCAGUGGUAACUUUCCUCACCUCGUUGCCGGCAUCUUCCGAUCAGCUGGGGUUGGUCAAGUUGCUCGACCUAGAAGGCUGCAAAGGACUGACGAAGCGGCGCCUCAAGAAGAUCUGCAACAAGAUUUUCCAGCUCAAGUACCUCAGCCUAAGGAACACGGAUGCAGCCGAGCUGCCCAAGGAAAUCAACAGGCUCCGGUACCUGGAGACACUUGACAUCAGGGAAACCGCUAUAAGGUCAUUCCCUGCAAACACCAUCGCCCUCCCGAAGCUGAUGCAUCUCCUUGCUGGCCGCAUUGGAGCUACAGGUCAUGAGAAGAGUUCGUCUGAAGGCAUCAGAUCAUCGGACAAGCAAUUUUCCGCAGUGCAGCUGCCUACCGGUAUCGGUAGCAUGACAAACAUGCAGGUGCUGUCCCAUGUUGAGGUCUCAAAGGAUGACGAGGAUGAGUUCAGAAAUGUUGGCCGGAAGCUGCAGUUGAGGAAGCUGGGUGUGGUUGUCCGCGGCGAGCAACCUAUCUUAGCUUUGCUUCGGGUUGUCGGGAUGCUGCAUGAAAGCCUAUGCUCACUGUCGGUCCAUCUUCAUCCGGCAGAGCGUAGUGAGGGUGAUGCUCGGGGAAAAGCUGAAGUAGCGAAUGAUGGUGGUGGUCAUGCUUUCACCAUCAACACAACCGAGAUACCCAAAUCUCUGGAAAGCCUCAACAUCAACGGCAAGAUAAGUGAGCUGCCCACUUGGGUUAGACAGCUUCAUCGACUUACCAAGAUAACCCUGUGCCGUACCAGCUUGAGAGGAGAAGAUGUACACAGGCUGGGUGAGCUUGCCAACUUGCGCUGCAUCAGGCUCUUGCAUCAGUCAUAUGCCGAACAGAAGCUCACUUUCAGCACGAGAGAAUUCAGGAAAUUGGAGCUCCUUGUCAUCGAGGACUUGGGAAUAUCUGACGUGAACUUUGCUGAGAAUGCAGCUCCCAAUCUCAAGAAGAUAGACUGGAGUUUCACCAGAAAGGACAUUACUCUGUCUGGAAUCAAAAAGUUAUCCAACCUAAAGGAGGUUCAUCUCAAUGGCCACUGUGAUGACAACACCCUGAGUAAGAUUAAACAGGACCUCAAUGAGAAUUCAAACCUCCCAAAACUUUCUGUCAGAUCUAUGAGCUAG
Molecule: messenger RNA, 3729 nt
Organism: Sorghum bicolor (sorghum)
Lineage: Eukaryota; Viridiplantae; Streptophyta; Magnoliopsida; Poales; Poaceae
Exons: 2
Coding region: 1-3729 (1242 amino acids)
Biological process (GO): defense response to other organism
Molecular function (GO): ADP binding
Source: RefSeq, a predicted model, not a curated record